AUGAAUUUGCCGCCAAUAAACACAAAGUUUCAUCUAAAUAAUCAUAGUGAUGUUUUCAUGGAAAAUAAUGAUUCUUCUGUAUCAAUUAUAGAAACACCCACAAACCUUAUUGGGUCGACAUCAAUUGUAAACACAACAGGAUCUACUGCAGCCCCGAGUAAUAACGUGUCAAAAAAAUAUCCUUUAUAUAUUGUAAUAAAUGAAUACCAAAAAAGAAUGGACGAUGAGCUAGAUAUGAAGUCUGGUGAUAAAAUACAAGUCAUAUUAGAUGAUGAAGAAUAUAAUGAUGGUUGGUACUAUGGAAAAAAUUUAAGAACAGGGCUUGAGGGCUUAUAUCCUAAAUGCUUUACGCAGGAAAUCACAAUAAAACGUGGUUCUUCCCUGGCAAGAAAUAAGUCUACUAGAAGGGUAGUAAGCCCUAGCGUCAUUAGUAAUACCAGUAAUAAUAAUAACAGUAAUAAUGUUGGCAACAAUAGUUUAAUUAAUAUAUCACAGAGCUCUUUAAACUCUUCCACGGAUUAUUUAUCUACGCCACAGCCAUUAGAGACUGCUAAUACUGCUGUAAAUAGAAGUUUUUCUCUAAAUACUAAACCCAUGAAACUGAGCGGUAAUAAUGCCACCGCUGCGAAUGGUGAUUUAAUGACUGACAACAGAAAACUAGGACGUAAUUUGAUAAUUAACAGUACAAUGUCAGAUAUCGAUAAUGCUUUGAAAGAACUGCAACUUGAUGUGUCAAUGGAUUCAGAUCAUAUUAAUAAUACUGAGAGUCAGAUAAGCCGUAGUAUUGGUAGUAAUAACAAUAAUAAAAAUAAUAUUGAGCAUAAAGCUGAUACGAACAACAACAACAAUAAUAAUACUAAUACUAAUAAUAAUACUAAUACUAAUACUAAUACUAAUACUAAUACUAAUACUAAUACUAAUACUAAUACUAAUAACAAUAACAAUAACAAUAGCAAUAAUAAUAAUAUUACAAUAGAUUCGUUUAGUGAUACUAGUAUAGAAAACCUAAAUCUUUCGCUAAAUAGAUCAACAACCUCUCUGGAUUUUAGUGGAAAUACUAAUAUUAAUAAGAACAAUAAAAGUUUGGCAAAUAAUAAAAAUAGUGACAACAUUAAAACGUAUACCGUUUCUAGUACAAAUUCAGAAAAUUUGAAUGAAACCGAUGCAUUGAGUUGGACACCAGGUGAUGUUACUGCUUACUUCAUUUCUCAUGCAUUCGAUUUGGAAGUUUCACAUAAAUUUUCACAGAAUAAAAUUUCAGGUAAAUCGUUGUUAGAAUUAGAUUUAUCUUCAUUAAAGGAAUUGGGGAUUAAUUCAUUUGGAACUAGGUUCAAACUAUAUAACGAAAUUCAGCAUAUUAGAGAAAUAGCUUAUGGUCCCAAAGCAUUGCAUAAGAAUACUAUGAGUAAGGCCAGCACUAGUGCUAAGGAUGAAAAACACACUUUAUUUUCCGCUUCUAAUGCGAAACUAAAUACAGAUACUAACAUUCUGGAUAAAGAUUUGGGGUUGAUGCCUGCUGCUUCUAUAAAUAAUAAUAAUAGUAAUAAUAAUAGUAGUAACUUUGAUGAUACGAAUGUUGAUAAUAAAAAUAGCAAUACCCAUUCAUAUCAUAAACAUAUUUUUAAAGAACCACAAUCAUCAGAGGCCUCUUCACCUAAAUUUUCCAUGGCUACAUCGAGUAAAAGCACAGUCUAUAAUAAUAUUAAUGACGGAAAUAAUUUAAAAAGAGCCUCCAAACCCAUUUCACUUAAUAUUUCUUCCCCUCAAAGGGAAAUCAUUGGUGAUGAAUCUGUACUGAAAGUUAAAGCAUCGGAUUUCUUAUCUCCGCGUAAAGCACCUCAACCUCCAUCGUAUCCAAGUCCAGUACAACCACCUAAAUCACCAGAAUAUCUGUUUUCCAGUAGGUUCCAAAGCGGUGAUGUUAACAAUAUUAAUGAUAGAGCAGCAAAAACUCCAUCACCGACCAUUUUAAAGCGCAAUAAUAGUAACAUAAGAAAAGACGUAGACGUUAAAAGCAUACAUGAGUUAGACAGACCGACUGGUCCACCACUUCUAUUAAACUCAAAUAAUAAACUAAACAUGAGUAGUGCCAUUAGUGGUACUAAUAGUAGUAGUAGUAGUAGUAGAAGAGGAAGUAAUAGCUCACAUCCCUAUAGAAAUAAUACUAUUAGCUCUCCAAAUCUUCAGCAAGAUAUAACUGGGUUUACUAAUACCAACGGUAAUAACAAAUUAGUUACCCCCGUUACUGCUGGUUUUCAAUUCCCAAAAAAACAAAGCAAGCAAUAUGGUCAUAAUAGUGCAAAUCCCUAUCACCAUCGUAACCUUAAUAAUAAUAAUAACGAUGGUGCUAUUAGUAAUGGUAGUAGUGGUACGGCUACUAAUAACAAUAGUAUCAAUAAAUUGUAUACACCAAAAAAAUCAACUAGUACUCUUUCACAAAAUAAUAGCAAUUAUAUUGAAGAUAAUGUUGGAAGUGGUGGUACCCCUAGCGACAAUUUACAUGAUUCUUUUGAUGAUUUAUACACAAAGAUCGCUAAUUUAUCAGAAACACCGCGUUUAGAUAUGCCCCCAUCUAUUUUCAAUGUAAAAAGAACUAUUAGUAAUAGUAGUACUGCUUCAGAUUAUGGCGUUAGUAGGCCUGCAUCGAGUAUCUAUCCUAUUUCGGUUAAUGGAAAUGUUUCUACCACGCAUAAUAAUGGUACUGGAAGAUAUAAAUCGCAUUCGAGACAAUCUAGUUAUCAACGAUCUAGAAGGGCAAGCUUGUCUAAUUUAACUCCCUUUGACCCUAAUAUUACUAAUGGAGAGCUUAAUUCCAGUGCCAGACAUAAAAGAAAUUCAUCGUUGUUUUCAUUAAAAAAUGUUAUUAGCAAGCUUGACGAUGUGACUGGUGGUGGCAGUGAAAAAUCAACAGUCGUGACUACUAAUGGUGCGACACCGACAAAUGAAAAGAAAAGAAGAAGUUCGUUUAUUUCGCCUUUCAAUCAUCCAAUAAUCAACAAUAAAGGCAACAAUGAUGAUAAGCUUGCCAUUGCGGUUGCCUCACCAAAAAGACACAGUUUAUUGUUUCAUGGUGAUUCGUCAGCUGUGAGCUUUACCUCUCCAUUCAAAAGUAAGCAAGAGAAAAGGAGAUCGAUGAGCGCGCCUGAGAGUAAAGAAGCUUUGUUUUUUGACACUUCUAGUGCCUUGCCGAAUGAUUCGCCGGCUAAAUCGUUAACGGAUGCUACUUCCAAUUCACAUGUGCCAAAUAAAAAGAAAAGUCCUGCGAAAAGUCCUGUUACAAAUAUUAAAAAGAAGCACUCUAAAUCACACAAUAGAGGUAACGUGAACUAUUAUUCUGGAAAUAAUAACAUUGAUGGUAGAGAUAUUGGUAGAGUUUCUGAAGAUAAAGUAGAAAGAGACAAUGCCAUUUUUAAUCAACCCACAAACAUUGAUUUGAGUAAAAAAAAAUCCAAAAAAAAUACUUCUGCUUUUCAAGAAGGUAUAAGGGCUAUUAACAUGAAGGAAGCCAUUAAGAAUGCUGAUUGCUAUGGCUGGAUGGGGAAGAAAGGUGCGGGCACAAUGGGUGUUUGGAAAAAUAGAUUUUUUACACUACAUGGCACCAGAUUGUCGUAUUUUACGAGCACUAACGACACCAAGGAGCGCGGGUUGAUUGAUAUUACGGCACACAGAGUUUUACCUGCAAGAGAUGAUGAUAGGUUUGUAUCUUUGUAUGCUGCCAGUACAGGUAAGGGUCGUUACUGUUUUAAAUUAGUUCCGCCCCAACCUGGUUCUAAAAAGGGACUAACUUUUACACAACAAAGAUUGCAUUAUUUUGCUGUUGAAAAUAAAGACGAAAUGAGAAAAUGGAUGAGUUCAUUGAUUAAGGCUACUAUUGAUAUUGAUACUUCUGUCCCAAUUAUUAGUUCAUGUGUUACUCCAACAGUUUCUCUAACACAAGCGAAAGAAAUGUUAAAACAGGCAAGAAUUGAAGCAAACCAAAGAGAGGAAGAGUCUAAGAAAUAUGGAGAUGAUUUAAAUAGCCGCUCAAAUUGGGAAGAACAGCAAAAGAUAGUCACGCCUUAUUUGAAACAGAGCAGUAGUAAUAAUAGCGAUAGUAAUAGUAAUAAUAAUAGCAGUAAUCUUGUGCAAAGUGGUUUCGGUGAAAAUUCGCGAACGCCUGUUUCUAAUGGGCUCAGUAGUCCAUAUCUGAUGGUUUCUGGUGGUAUUUCAGGGUCACCUAACAAAACAGCACGUAGUGUCAACAAUAGUGAUAUGCAAAGUAGUACUAACAGUGCUAGUUUUCCAAUUGAAAACUAUUCUAGUUCAUUAGACCCAAAAACCAAGGAUAAUAAGAUUUAA
Molecule: messenger RNA, 4338 nt
Organism: Saccharomycodes ludwigii
Lineage: Eukaryota; Fungi; Ascomycota; Saccharomycetes; Saccharomycodales; Saccharomycodaceae
Exons: 1
Coding region: 1-4338 (1445 amino acids)
Biological process (GO): receptor recycling; retrograde transport, endosome to Golgi; endosome organization
Cellular component (GO): trans-Golgi network; early endosome; recycling endosome
Molecular function (GO): protein binding
Source: RefSeq, a predicted model, not a curated record